AUGAAGUUCGAAAACUCAACAGAAGAUAUUAUGCACGAAAAAGCGCCAGGAGAACGCUUGCGCGAGGACCGCCGGCGCGCUGCGUGGCAAGCAUUCCCGCCUUUUUGCCAGACCGACGUAUUUAUUGGCAACACUGAUGCAUUGCCCGAAGAUACCCUCGCGAUACCAGAUACGAUGCACCGCACUUUGAUACCAGACUAUUGUGACAUUAAUAAUAUUUUGAAAAUAUCAAAUCUGCACCAGUAUUUUGAUAGCUACGCCGGCGGCAUCAGAAGGAAUAUGAAUAAAUUGUAUAAAUAUUUAUCGGCACGCAUUAUGCCACCGCUCCAACCGGCGUCUAGAGGCAAAACGAACACGACACAAAUACAAGAUUCUGGACCGACA
This is a messenger RNA of Brenthis ino (lesser marbled fritillary), 384 nucleotides long. Lineage: Eukaryota; Metazoa; Arthropoda; Insecta; Lepidoptera; Nymphalidae. The record is from the annotation of a GenBank genome assembly.